Arabidopsis lyrata subsp. lyrata is the source of this 1270-nucleotide messenger RNA. RefSeq names its product protein arginine N-methyltransferase 1.5. The coding region runs from base 1 to 804 and encodes 267 amino acids. The record is from RefSeq and is a predicted model, not a curated record. The transcript is spliced from 12 exons. Gene Ontology annotation, biological process: regulation of DNA-templated transcription. Gene Ontology annotation, cellular component: cytosol; nucleus. NCBI's taxonomy places the organism in Eukaryota, Viridiplantae, Streptophyta, Magnoliopsida, Brassicales, Brassicaceae.
AUGCUGGACAACUUAGUGAAGGCAAGUGUCACUCUCAAAGAUGAAGUCAAGGUGGUGAAGAAUUAUCUGGAUGCAACCAAGCAGAAAUUGGCUGUCGUACCGAACACUACCUUCGAAUUGCAGCAGUUUGCUUCUCUUAUUGCUGACUCUCCUCCUUCAUCAAAGUGGUUGGGCUCCGAGAUCCAAGCACUUAACACGCAGUCAUGCCUUCUUCCUACUCCUAAAGGGACUUCUUGCGCCAAUUAUGCUAGAUGUGUGAAUCAGAUCUUACAGAGAUUGCCUGAAAUUGAGUUGUGGCUUAGGAUUCCGCUAAAGGAUUCUGAUACAGAAGAUCCAAAAGAUUACUGGGAGAUAUGGAAUUCGUUUCGUCUUCUUUGUGACCAUGAUAGUAAACUGUUUGUUGCUCUUGAUGUUCAGAGUAAGCUACCAUCUGAAAAUGCACUAGGGCGAUGGUUUGGAGAUUUGGUGAAAGCAGCCAUAAUAAGCACUGAAUGUUUCGCACCAACAACUCAGCAUCCAAUCUUAUUAAAGAAUCACAGAGAGCUUAUAACAAGACUUUUUCAUCAUAAUGUACAGGCUAUAGUAUCCGGAAAACCUUUGUGUAAUCUUCAAACGGAUUCUGUUGAUAUCACUGAGGGUCAGUCUCCUCUAUUCCUUAUGGGCGCUAAUGAUAUGCAAAUGCACCCCAAUAGCCGUAUUUUGACUAUCUUAGUUCUUUGUUCUUCAAUAUGGAACCACUUUCUGAACAAGAACGCAAAGAGGUUAUCCACAGAGAUCGCUUUCACACACCCUUGCAGCCACUGAAGUAUAAUUUAGAAGCCCACAGCUAUGAGGGCAUUGAGAGAGACACUGUUAAAUACAUCCAAUAUCGAAGGGCAAUUGCUAGAGCCUUAGAGGACAGGGUCCCUAAUGAGAAAGCGUCCGAAUUAACUACUGAUUUGGUUACGACGAGAGGAUGGGAAGGCAUUGUUACCAUAAUCUCUCAGUGACAUGCGUUUCUGGAUUGCUCCUGAGAAAGCUGAUAUAUUGGUCAGUAAUUACAGGUUUUGGUGGCUACCUUAGAGUAUUUUCUAUUCAUUUGAAUCAUUAUCUAUGUUAGAGUAAUUACAGGUUUUACUAAUUAUAGUGUGAUAGUACAUUAGUGUUUACUUGCUCUUAUAGUCUUAUUUGACACAAAGUAGUUCAUUCAAUUAAAACAGAUUGAUUAACUGUUAUGAUAUAUGGUCAAUGACCUUUCCAUCUUUGGAAAUGGAGUCCCAUUUGGCUUGAA